Messenger RNA from Neogale vison (American mink), 1394 nucleotides. It is a transcript of the gene EBI3, whose product is annotated as Epstein-Barr virus induced 3. Gene Ontology annotation, cellular component: membrane; external side of plasma membrane. The record is from RefSeq and is a predicted model, not a curated record. Lineage: Eukaryota; Metazoa; Chordata; Mammalia; Carnivora; Mustelidae. Gene Ontology annotation, molecular function: protein binding; cytokine receptor activity. Bases 390 to 1064 code for a protein of 224 amino acids. The transcript has 5 exons. Gene Ontology annotation, biological process: cytokine-mediated signaling pathway.
CUCAUCCUUCACCCUGUCCUCUUCCCCCUCCCGGGGUUUCCCCGUCCUUGUCCUCGCUGCAGCCGGAAGGAAGGACUUACAGUCAGACUGUUGUGGGAAAGGCCACGGGGACGCCACUUCUCUCUUUCGAGGUCUUCUCUCCCAGCCCUGUCCCCAGGGUCUCCAGAACCCCGCGCCCAGCCACGACAGGUGAAGGGACCAGGGCUCCUUGGCCGGCCCCGCUCAGCUCUCCGCCGGCUCCACAAACCGGCCAGGGAGUCAGCCCGCGCAAGGGGAAGUGGAGGCUUUGACCGGGCGGGGGCUGUGCUUCCCCCUCGGCUGGGACCUGUGUCCCCUGGCUCCCCGAGGAGCUCCCUGCCCCAGCUCCUGACAGCACAGCCCGUGGACUCAUGGUCUCAGGACUUGUGGCGUUCGCCCUCUGGUUGGGCGGCUUACCCUGCAGUGGGAGAGAAGCAGCGCCCCCCCAGCCCAGGGUGAGGUGCUGGGCCUCUAGGUACCCAGUCGCCGUGGAUUGCUCCUGGACCCUGCCGCCCGCUCUGCACUCUGCCACGCCCGCGUCCUUCAUUGCCACGUACAGGCUUGGCGUGGCUGCCCACGGGGAGAGCAGGCCCUGCCUCCAGCUGACCCCUGAGGCCACCAGCUGCAUCAUCCCGGACGUCCAGAUGUUCUCCAUGGUGCCUUAUAUACUCAACGUCACGACGGUUCAGCCCUGGCCCAGCAGCAGCUUUGUGCCCUUCGUUCCAGAGCGUAUCAUUAAACCGGACCCUCCAGAAGGCGUCCGCCUGAGCCCCCUCCCUGGGCAGCGGCUGUGGGUGCAGUGGGAACCCCCCCGGUCCUGGCCCUUCCCGGAGAUCUUCGCACUCAAGUACAGAAUCCGAUAUAAGCAUCACAGAUCGCCCCGCUUCCGCCAGGUAGGGCCUAUUGAAGCCACAUCCUUCACCCUUAGGGUUGUGAGACCCCAAGCCAGGUACUGCAUCCAGGUGGCUGCUCAGGACCUUACCGACUACGGGGAAAUGAGUGACUGGAGUCUCCCUGCUGCUGCCUCCAAGCCCAUGGGCAAAUAGUGGGGCUUCCCAGCCCCCACCCCACCCAGAAGAGGGGCCUUGACGUCCGCCCCCCACUGCAACCCACUCAAGGACGGAAGGGACCCAACCGGCCUGGGUUCGCUGCUGCCGGGUUGCUGGGAAACUUUCAACAAAUGACUUUGCCUUUCUGAGCCUCAGUUUGUCAAUCUGUGCAAUGGGGAUGUACUUCUUCCUUAGACCGCAGUGCAGGGCCCUGGGAACUGUGAACCUGAGAUGUUUUUUAUUGUUUAACUAAAAAAAGAUUGUUUCUGGAGUCAGGACUCCUCCUUUCAUUUUUAAAAAAAGAUUUUAUUAUUGGGGCACCUGGAU